AUGGUUUACUAUAAAUCAACGGAGUUUGGAUGCCAUUACCAGACGUGCAAUCUGCCAACAAUGCCGCCAAUGAAUGCGUUGGCUUGCGCCGGAAAUGAACGAGCCGCUCUACGUAGCCUUCUAAAGAGGGUCAAGUGGAUGGAUGCAACUUCGACAGUGACUGCCAACAAUAUGUACCUUUCGCAAAAUGUACGACAUCAGACCCUUAUAAAGGACUUUGUUAUACGACCAACGAUACAACCUUCAUCAUGCGCAAUGGGUCAAAUAAGUACCAUGGUGCUGAAUCGUGAAUUCAGAAGGGAUUGUUUCUUUCCAGCAUCUACCACCGUAACCACUACAUCACCAACCACAAUGAGUACCACGGUUCCGACCACAACUGAGUCGACUACAUCCUCAACAGAGAGCACUACGGUUUCUUCCACAAUGGCGUCUACCUCAACUGAGAAAGGUUCCUCGACAAGUAAAGCAGCGUCCACGGCCUCUACUACAACUAAGACAGCUUCUACGACAACUGAAGUUACAACCACGACAACUCAAACAACUUCUACAACACCACCAACCACAACUAUUUUCGAUCCCAUGACUGAAGAAAUUCGCACAAAUCUCACUAACAUGCACAACUAUCGCAGGUCUAGACUCGCCCAAGGUCUAGUGCCAAAUGGUCCGACAGGCAAAAAAGCUCCUCCAGGAGCGAAUAUUAACCAGCUGACGUGGAGCACUGAGUUGGAGCACGAUGCUCAAGCUUAUGCAAACACCUGUCCACAGAGUGGUUCCGAUGAGACGUCGCGCAAAGAUCAAGGCGAGAAUUUCGCAACUGUUUCGACCAGCUCCGCUGAUUCUUACCUCGUAGCAGCUUUCAGGGCAGUGCAAUCGUUUUGGCGCCAGAUCAAAAUGUACGGCAUUAACGAGAAAAUGCUGUUCACCGCCACGCUUUUGAAUAGACCAUUGCUUCAGUUCACGCAAGUAAGUUCCAAAUUUUUCUAG
This is a messenger RNA of Ostertagia ostertagi, 984 nucleotides long. The record is from the annotation of a GenBank genome assembly. NCBI's taxonomy places the organism in Eukaryota, Metazoa, Nematoda, Chromadorea, Rhabditida, Trichostrongylidae.